AGAAGAAGAAGACGCACAUCAACGCUUCCGGUGUGUUUUGUAAAGUAAAGUUCUCCGCGCGCGCGUCGUCUGCUGGAGUUGAUCGGGUAACCGGAAUCAUGUUGAUCAUCAGUAACAGGAUUAAAUUGUGCUCGCUCGCGUUCACCGCGGCGCGCAUGUAUACCACCGGAGCUCAGGCCAACAACAAUCCGGUGGUGUUUUUUGACAUCGCGGCGGAAAACGAACCGCUCGGCAGAGUCACCUUCGAACUAAACGCGGAUGUUGUACCCAAAACAGCAGAGAACUUCAGAGCUCUGUGUACUGGUGAACAUGGAUUUGGAUACAAGGGCUCCAUCUUUCAUAGAGUUAUUUCACAGUUCAUGUGUCAGGGUGGAGAUUUUACAAACCACAAUGGAACUGGAGGAAAAUCCAUAUACGGCCCGAGAUUUCAAGACGAGAACUUUAGACUGAAACACACCGGACCAGGUAUUCUGUCGAUGGCUAAUGCUGGACCCAACACAAACGGAUCUCAGUUCUUCAUCUGUACAGUUAAAACGGACUGGUUGGAUGGUCGUCAUGUCGUCUUCGGCAGUGUGAAAGAUGGAAUGGAUGUCGUGAGGAAGGUCGAGGCGUUGGGUUCGCGCUCGGGAAGAACCGCCAAGAGAAUCAGUAUCACCGACUGCGGAGAACUCAAGUAGAGAGAACAAGUCAAGGCAUUUCAUACACGGCUCAUCUUAACAGAUGUGUGUUUGUUUGUUUUCACCGUUCUGCUCUUUAAAAGGGCCAGAAACCUGAUAAUGUGAAAUUUAGACACUGGAGUAAAGAGGACAGUUUACCCUUACCCUUAAAUUCAGCCUCAUGUCGGUACUCUAAUCUUGUUGAUUUAAGAACACAAAAGUGGUUCAGAAGAGUGAGUAAAUAAUAAUGACUGUUCUCAUUUUAGGGUGCACUGUAACUUUAAAUAACAUCUACUGUGAACGUGAUUUAACAACAUCAUUUUCAGACAUUCAUACGUGUGUUUGUGUAAUCUGGACUGAGUAAACAUCAUAUCAAAGUUAAUGACUGAUGAUAUAAUAUUUUACACUGUUUUGCACUGUACAAGUUGUGGACAGACUGGAUCAGUGUUUUAAUGAUCAGUUUAAAGUAAAAAAAGCCAUAAAGCAAUAAAGAAACAUUUUCUU
Molecule: messenger RNA, 1160 nt
Organism: Triplophysa rosa
Lineage: Eukaryota; Metazoa; Chordata; Actinopteri; Cypriniformes; Nemacheilidae
Gene: ppifb
Product: peptidylprolyl isomerase Fb
Exons: 6
Coding region: 99-677 (192 amino acids)
Biological process (GO): protein peptidyl-prolyl isomerization; cellular response to hydrogen peroxide; regulation of mitochondrial membrane permeability involved in programmed necrotic cell death
Cellular component (GO): mitochondrion
Molecular function (GO): peptidyl-prolyl cis-trans isomerase activity
Source: RefSeq, a predicted model, not a curated record